GUACGCUGUGCCAUAGCAUGGAGUCCAGUCGUUGACUGCUGUGGCGUUGCUCGUUGCUGAAGAGGGAUCUGUUCGAUAGGCGGCCACAGCGAGUGCAAUUUGCUUUUGCUUUUCGGUGAUAGUCUACUAGGAGCAACAUUCCUUCCGUGAUUAUCCUUCAGUGCAACCUUACCACUUUGUGCUUGUACCAUAACUGCACCUCGGCUAGCUAGACUACUCAAAGAUCGAUUGCUGCCAUGCCACGCUCUGGUACCUUUCGAAGCGUUGUCGACUUUGACAGCAACGCUGACGACCUGCGUAUGGCGUUGAUGAACAUGAACAUUCAAAGUCGGGACGACAUUGCCGAAGCCAGAGAAGGAGUGGAUGAUCAACACACGAGUCGUCAACAUUCGACGUUGAGUCGGUCGUUGUCGGAGAGGACUGAAAGCACCGCAUGGACGACUGGUACUUAUUCCGAAUCUGAUGAAAGAACCAACGAGGAUGAGCGUCUGGAUGAAAGUUGGGAUUGGACCUUGAGCGACUACGACGAAGAACGGUCGGAGCCUCAACAAAUUUCCCAUGAAGUAAAGCGUCUGAUGAAUGUCCAGACCUUUGAUCAUAUGAUUGAACGAGAUGAUGAUCCCACCACUGCCAGUACCCGUGCUACCUUGGACCGGCUGACCGCCAUGGGACAACGGUUGCUCAAAGUCCCCAUUUGCGCUGUGAAUUUGAUGGAUAUUGGAAGGAGCUAUAUAAUGAGCAAUGCUGGUCUAGGCAAAACCGUCACGGAAAGUGGUCGCAAGGAAACCUGGUGCAAUCAUACCCUGCAGUACAAAGGAGAUCACAUGAUUGUUCCCGAUGCUACCAAGGACUGGCGUUUUUGCAAGAGUCCACACGUUACGGGACCUUAUCACCUGCGAUUCUAUGCCAGUACUCCCAUGGUGUCACCUGAAGGUUUUCGUGUGGGAACCUUUUGUGUCAUGGGAUGUGAAGCCAAGCCGAAUGGAUUCACUGAGGAGGAAACGGCAACCUUUUUGGAUUUGGGAAAACUGGCGGGUGAUGCAUUGAUCCAAGGUCGUCACAACAGGCGGAGUCGUAAAGCCAUGGAGGCAGCUGUGGAUAUGGUGCAAGCUGCCAAACAUGAUUCCAAGGGGCUCUUGCAGGGUAUCCAGCAUUGUCUCCAACCAAUCCUUCUCAAGAUGAACAAGGACCCACGGUCCCAAGAACACCGCAGGAACAUCUCGAGUGCGCUGUCGGCGACGGACGUUGUCGCGGAUAUCAACGAAACAACGUUGGCAGGUGUUCAGGGUGAGGCAUCGAAAUCUAUGAGCAGCACGGUGAUUUCUUCGUGUGAUGAAAUAAUAAUAAUGCCGCAGGAGAAGACAAAAAAUGACAAGAUCAUUAUUGUCAAAGAGACUUUGGAACUUCUUCACAAUCUCAUGGACCCGUUUCCAAAAGGGUCGCCCAUGGUCUUUUCGAUGGAUCCCAAAAUGCCAACCUCGAUUAUCACAAAAAGCUUGCACCACUUACAACGUGCUUGUCUCAACAUGCUUCGACAUGCGUGCUCCAAAGCUUCCAAAGGAGGAUCAUCUAUCCACUUUCGGAUUGCACCGGAUCAAAACAAUAACAAUAAACAGCAGCCACAACAAGCGAUCUUUGAAUGUCGGAAUAUUACAGGAUCGUCGGGUGUCGGACAUCAUCAAACCGGGGAAUACUUUGGAGAGCAAAAGGUGCGGCUGUCCAAAAAAGAAGAGCAAAACAAGAGCAACAAUCUUUCGGAAAUCCAAUUGUGGCCGUUGGCCUCUCACGUCGAUAGUCUAGGUGGGUCGUACGGAUUCCAGUCACCACAAUCGUUGGGCGGCGAGGAAGGACUCGCCAGCGUGUGGUUCAAAAUCCCGUUGAUUGCAGCCAAUGGCAUGGAAAUAGUCCAACGUGCGCGAGGAGACUCUAUCGCAAAGCGGCGCAAGGACGAGGACGCCUCUAUCCGUCCGCCUCUUGGCCCUACCCAAGCAACUUCUGAUGGGGCAAGCCAAGUGAUUCCUGAUAGUGCGAUGGACACUACGAGUGGUAGCAACUGUGACGCACCUCUUGUCCCACAACCUGGUGGCCACCGAGGCCAGCUGAAUGACACGAGUGAAGUCAUGGGUGAUGAAUUGUCAGGUAGCCGGAAGCGAAUCAAAUUGGAUGACAGCCACGUUCCAUAGAGCAACUUUGAAGGGAUGGCGACAGCAAAGUAGGGAUCACACCCAGGCCGCAGCCUUGCAUUUUUUAGUACAAGCAAUAGGUAGCGCGACAUUUUGACUUUCAAUGCACAUAUUAGCGAGUUACAAUUACAAAAGCUAGCUAGGAGUGAGCUCUCAAAUGCAUGUUAUUGCAAAUAAAAGUGGCGGUAGGCUGCUCUCUCAAGACGUCCUCCUUGAGAUGAAGCCAUGUUGAUUCAAAUCUCUCCCCUGCAAUAAUUGUUCAGAC
Molecule: messenger RNA, 2448 nt
Organism: Seminavis robusta
Lineage: Eukaryota; Bacillariophyta; Bacillariophyceae; Naviculales; Naviculaceae
Source: the annotation of a GenBank genome assembly